Messenger RNA from Pungitius pungitius (ninespine stickleback), 706 nucleotides. RefSeq names its product mitochondrial ribosomal protein S28 (gene mrps28). The transcript has a single exon. Bases 35 to 574 code for a protein of 179 amino acids. NCBI's taxonomy places the organism in Eukaryota, Metazoa, Chordata, Actinopteri, Perciformes, Gasterosteidae. The record is from RefSeq and is a predicted model, not a curated record. Gene Ontology annotation, cellular component: mitochondrial small ribosomal subunit.
ACGAUGUUCUGGUGCCUCCGGCUGUAGUGUCAACAUGGCGGCCUUGAAGAAGGUGGUUUCCAGCUUACGGCCCGUAGACCGGUUGGCCUCCUGCAGGUUUUCCAGAUCCUCCUCCAGCUCAGAGUCCCGCGGGGCCUCCAGCGGAGACCAGGCCGACGCGGACAGACCCAGAACCGGCUUCGCCGCGGCUUUCGGCCUGCAGUCGGAGCUCCGGCGGGGGGCGGAGAGAUCUGCGGCCGGUGACCAGGAGCAGAACUUUGCCUCGCUGCUCCGCGGGUCCCCGCUGAUCCAGAUGGGACCGGCCAAAGACAAGCUGGUGGUCGGGAAGAUCGUGCACGUGGUCCGGGACGACCUGUACAUCGACUUCGGGGGGAAGUUCCACUGCGUGUGUCGGCGACCGGCCGACGGGGAGAAGCUGCAGCGGGGCACCAGGGUCCGUCUGAGGCUGCAGGACCUGGAGCUCACCUCCCGCUUCCUGGGAGCCAACACCGACACCACGCUGCUGGAGGCCCAAGCCGUCCUGCUGGGCCCGCUGGAAGGGAGGGAGGCCCGGGAGAACCAGAACCAGGACUGAGCGGGGCUGUCAGACCCGUUCUCCAAAGCAAGUCUGGUGUUCAGCUUCCCAAAUGUCAAUUUUGGAAUCAUGUAAACUGAUUAUUAUAUAUAAUUUAUAUUCUAAUAAAUAUUCUUUGUAUUAAACUGUGUC